Molecule: messenger RNA, 4614 nt
Organism: Phasianus colchicus (ring-necked pheasant)
Lineage: Eukaryota; Metazoa; Chordata; Aves; Galliformes; Phasianidae
Gene: GOLGA5
Product: golgin A5
Biological process (GO): Golgi organization; retrograde transport, vesicle recycling within Golgi
Cellular component (GO): Golgi cisterna; Golgi membrane
Source: RefSeq, a predicted model, not a curated record
AGAAUUAUUCCUUCCUCCUGAUUGUGCCUUUUGCAUACUUGAUAAUAAAUAUUCCUAAAUUUCAUAAUAUUCCACUCACUGUUGGAAUAGUACUUUAUUGGUUGUAGGAUGCUACCAGUUCACAUUUAAUGAAAGCCAUUCUUUUCAAAUCUUUUUCCUCCUUUGAGUGGAAGUGAAACAUGCCCCAUAGACGAAAUCUCUUGAAAGAAUGAUGAAGUUGUUCUUCAGGCCACAUCUCUUGCAUUCACAAGAGCCGUUCUUGUCAUGCAAAUCUCUGAAUUACAAUGUUUUGAAAUAGGAAAUGGGUUGCUUUAAUGUAUCAAAAAGAUCGUCAUGGCUCAUUUUGAAAGAGCCUGAGAAAGCCUAGAGACUUUUUAUGAAAAGGAAGCUUAAGACUGGAAAAAUACAAAGACAGUGCUUAGAUUAUUUCUUCACCAGUGGGAGCUCCUGGAUUCUCUUAUAAAUGUGAACAAGGAGAUGGGAAGCCCUUGGGCUGACCUCACCUCUUGUCCCCUCUAAGCCUAAUCACGAUAUCCUAUGUAAACUUUAUCUUAAAAGACUUAAGACAACCUUGGGCCUGUUACCCAAGUAGGAGCCAGCACUGAUUGCACAGCACCUUUCAAGGAAUUUCAGCAGAAACAAGGUCAUCUGGGUGUUAUCAUACAGGACAGAUUGCUGCAAGAGGAUGAGGGUGAGCCCAGCUUCUGACAAGAGUUUUGUGCAGUCAGGAGGACAGAACACGUUUGCUUAUUUGCACUGAUUGUGCUGGCAGAAUGGAGGGGUUUAUAUCCUAUUGGUUCCGCGUUCUUUGGUGUUUUAAGCUGCCUUCGAGAAUCAGGUGAUCCAUCUGUCAAGCAGUCUUCUUAACAGUCUCCCUUAACUGUCAAGAAAAGCCAAGUCGACGCCUGGCAUUUUAUAACAGCCUGACCGUCGCUCCGCGGGGCUGCAGCUCCUCCUGCCACCACAACGCAGAAAUGCAGGACACGCGUCGCUUGGCAGCCGCCCGCCGCGUGCCCGUUUUCCACGUUUGCACGCACAUCUCGGGGCUCUGCCCGCCCCGAUUGAACUCCCACAACUCGAGGGCCGCGCUCCGCCUCACAGGUGCAGCGACCGCAGCCCUCGUGGGCCCCAGGACGGCGCGCAGCCCUGAAGAAAAGGCGCGCGGUAGCCUGCAGGCGGUGCGUGACGAACUUCCCGCCAACACUCACGCCGCGCCCCGCCCCUUCCCGACGUGACCACGCCCCCAAGCGGAGGGGCGGGGCCUGCAGCAACGUGCAGUUUCACGCCUCUCCCGUCGCCUCCUGCGCGUGCGCGCGGCGCGGCCCGGAAGGCGGCCACGUCUGCCGGAAGGUGGGCAGCGCCUGGCCGGGGUUUUGCUGCGCGCUGUGUGCCGGCCUCCUCUCGCCGCUCUGCUCGGCCUGGGGGUUCCUCGCGCUGGGAGGAGCAUAUGUUCCUGAAAUUUUGAUGUAGAGUUAAUCAGCAGACAUUUAUCAUGUCUUGGCUUGCUGAUCUGGCUGGAAAGGCGGAGGAUCUUCUCAACAGAGUUGAUCAAGGGGCUGCAUCAGCUCUGAACAAAAAAGACGCAGCAAGCAAUGCAGUUUUUGAUAGCAAGAAUUUGGAUUCUGCCAAUGAAUAUUCUGAAUUGUCCCAGCAUGCCAGAGAACUGAAAUAUCAGACGUCAUCCAAAGCAGCCUACAUCUCCUCAGCAGCUGAUAACAUUAAAAACCAAAAGGCUACAAUCUUAGCAGGAACUGCAAAUGUUAAACCAGCGCGUAGAACAAAUUCAGAAGUUGCUUCUUCAGUAGAAAGUGUUUCCACAUCCAGAGCUUCCUCGCAUUUUGUGAGGAGAAAGAAGUCUGAACCCGAUGAUGAGUUGCUGUUUGAUUUUCUCAACAGUUCUGAGAAAGAGCCUAAUGCAAGGAUGGACUCUAAAAAAGAGAAGGGCAAGGCACCUGUUCAAAAUCACUCUCGGACUUCAAACAUUAGUUCUGUAUCUACUAGUACACAGAGUGCAGUGACUACUGAAGAUAAUUCUGUCGGAAGCAAAAGCAAUGAAACUCCAGACAGCUCAGACUCUGGACUGGGAACCCAAGUGGAUGGCACAAAGGAUUCAUCACUAAGUGCAGUAACUAAUCCUGGCCUUUCAGCUAACGAUGAUGUAAAAUCACACGAGCUAUCCAACCUUCGCCUAGAGAAUCAGCUGUUGCGAAAUGAAGUGCAAUCUUUAAAUCAAGAAAUGGCUUCAUUAAUUCAGAGAUCCAAGGAAACGCAAGAAGAACUGAACAAAUCCCGGGAAAGGGUGGAGAAGUGGAAUGUUGAUCAUUCAAAGAAUGACAGGAUGGUCAGAGAACUUCGAGCUCGUGUUGAUGAUCUGACAGAAGCUGUUGGUGCCAAGGAUUCCCAGCUAGCUGUGCUCAAAGUACGCUUGCAAGAAGCUGAUCAGCUCCUAAGUUCCCGGACAGAAGCUUUGGAAGCAUUGCAGAGUGAAAAAUCACGAAUAAUACAAGACCACAGUGAAGGGAGCAGUUUGCAAAAUCAAGCCCUUCAAACUCUUCAGGAUAGGCUGCGUGAUGCAGACUCCACACUGAAGCGAGAGCAAGAAAGUUACAAACAAAUGCAGAAUGAGUUUGCAGCACGUUUGAGUAAAAUGGAAGCAGAACGUCAGAAUUUGGCAGAAGGGGUAACGGUUGCAGAAAGAAAGUAUUUAGAUGAGAAAAAGCGAGCUGAUGAGCUUCAGCAGCAAGUCAAAGUAUCUAAAAACCAGCUAGAAUCUGCAAAACAGGAACUGGCAGACUAUAAACAGAAAGCUACUCGUAUACUCCAAUCUAAAGAAAAGCUGAUAAACAGCCUAAAAGAAGGCUCUGGUAUUGAAGGUCUGGAUAGCCAGACAGCAAGCACAAUGGAACUAGAGGAACUGAGGCACGAGCGUGACACUCAAAGAGAAGAAAUACAAAAGCUAAUGGGACAAAUACAGCAGAUGAGAACGGAUCUGCAGGAUAUGGAGACUCAGCAGGUAAGUGAAGCUGAGUCAGUGAGAGAACAGCUUCAAGACCUACAAGAGCAAAUAGCAGCACAUAAAAUGGCCAAGCAGGAGGCAGAAGCUGAACUAGAACGGCAGAAGCAGGAACUCCGUUAUACUGAGGAAGAAUUAUAUCGAACAAAGAAUACUUUGCAAAGCAGAAUAAAAGACAGAGAGGAAGAAAUUCAGAAGCUCAGGAAUCAGCUCACAAACAAAGCUCUAAGUAGUAGUAGUCAAACUGAAUUAGAAAAUCGCCUUCAUCAGCUGACAGAAACACUUAUUCAGAAGCAGACCAUGUUAGAGAGCCUGAGCACAGAGAAAAACUCACUUGUCUAUCAACUGGAACGGCUUGAGCAUCAGCUGAAGGGUUUCCAAGGCAAUAGUACUAAUGGGCCUUCCAUUAAUAUGGCAGGAAUUGAUGGUACUGAAGGUGCUCGUAUGCGUAAUGUUCCUGUCCUUUUCAGUGAUGUGGAUACCAACAUAGCAGGAAUGUAUGGGAGAGUUCGCAAGGCUGCUAGUAGCAUAGAUCAAUUUAGCAUUCGGCUGGGAAUCUUUUUAAGGAGGUAUCCUAUAGCAAGAAUAUUUGUAAUAAUAUAUAUGGCAUUGCUUCAUCUUUGGGUCAUGAUUGUUCUGCUUACUUACACCCCAGAAAUGCAUCAUGAUAGCCCCAGUGGCAGAUAGGCUGAGACACGACCGUAUGCUGUGCUAAUGUAAUUUGGACUGACGGUGUAUUUAGGAUUAUCAGUCCAGAUAUACUGGCAGACUUCCUCAUGGUGUUUACAAAGAAUGAAAACCAUCAUGCCUGAUUUAUCACUACUUUUUAAAUACAUGUUAUAAUACUAUGUAGCUUUACCAAUUUACCUAAAAGAGCAUCCUUUUGCUGGUGAAAUAAAGAUAUUAAGUUAAGCUAACUUUAGCCUUUACAUUUUACAUAAACCUUCUCAUGGUUAGUGUAAAAGAUUAGCUUGCAUCUAUAAAGAAAUGCAAGGACUUCUGAAGUUACAGAUAAACAAGGUAGAACUAAUUUAGGUAAUGCAGGAUGUGGGCUAUGGUCAGAUAGCAGACUGUACUUAGUAAUUAAAUAAACGUUAUUCUUUCUGGGUUUCUUUCAGUCUUAUUUUGCACUUCUGUUUUUAACUUUGUAAAUAGGCUUUUCCUUAAUUUGUUAAACUGAAAAAAAUGCCUGGAUCUGUGCAAUAUCUUUUUGUAAAUACAUUGAAAAAUAAAAUAUUACACAUUCUUCUUAGCUUUGUACUUCUAGUGCAACAGGUGGUUGGUGGGGCUGCCUAUUUAAAUGUUGGUAGUGGAGCUUUAUCAAAGAGAGACAAAUGAUGGUUUGAAGAAGGAAGGUUCAAAUUCUUCAAGAAAAAUGGUGUUUCCUUUCCCACUUGGGAUUUCUGUAUUUUUAACUAUAUUUUCUUGUAUACCUCUUAUUCUAUAUGUCUUAAUCAGAUCUUGUAUUUACUGAAAUAUUUAUUUUCUGUAACUUUAGAUACCUAAAUUAAACUAUUUCUGUGAUUUUUGUAUUAUGUCAAAAAAUUAUCAUGCCUAAACGCUUCCAAAUGUGAUAAUAAACACACCUCGUCCAAUCCUUA